UUAUAGAUUUAGAAAAUCAAACCAUAAUACAAAAUCAAAUAAUCGGUAAUUGUUUACUGAAUGCUUCAUUUUUAGUCUAUGCUGGUCCAUUUUCAUUAGAAUAUCGCGAAAAAAUUUUUUUUAACGAUUGGUACAAUCAUAUUAUUGAUCUGGAAUUACCAAUCGACUUGAACAUUGAACUAGAAAAAGAACUAAUUGAUGAAAAAGUGAUAUAUGAUUUGAUUUUGAAUGGUUUGCCUUGUGACAAAUACACAAUUCAAAAUGGAAUAUUGAUGACUCAAUCUAAUCGAUUUCCUCUUUGUAUUGACCCACAUAAUCAAGGAUUUAAUUGGAUUAAAAACCAUGAAAAAAAUAACUCAUUAAAAAUUCUUUCAUUUGCUGAUAACGAUUAUACUGUGCAUUUAAAAAAUGCUUUGCAAUAUGGGCAAUCAGUAAUGUUUAUUGAUUUUGAAAACAUGGAUUUAGAUAUAAAGGAUUUAUUAAAUAAAAAUGUACAAUCUGAGUCAUUUGAUGCUGAAUAUAUGGAGAUGGAUGAUAAAAAAUGUAUGCAUAAUCAAAACUUCAGAUUAUACUUGAUGACUAAACAAACUAAUCCAAAGAUUACAACAUCCAUCUACUCCAAUAUGACUGUAAUAAAUUGUUCAAUCACACAAGAAGGUUUGGAAGGCCAGCUACUUAAUUUGGUGAUCAAACAUGAAAUAAAAGAAGUAGGAGAUAAGAAAGAACUAAUAGUAAAAAAUAUGUAUCAACAAAUGGAAGAACUUGAAGCAUUUAAAAAUUUGUUUUUAAAAGAAAUCAUUAACUGUACCGAACCUUUGAUUGAUAAUCCACAUCUUUCAAAUAAACUUGAAGACAUAAAAUUAAAAAUUGAUUUAUAUUCUACAGAAUUAAAACUGUCUAUUGAAUCAAUGACUCUAAUUGAUCAGUCUAGAGAUAUUUACAAAUCUGUAUCACAAAAAGGGACUUUAUUUUAUAUGUCCCUCUAUGGAUUAAAAGAUAUUGACCCAUUAUACCAAUUUUCAAUUGAGUCGUUUAUAAAAUUGUUUUUAAAUUCAAUUGAUUUAGCAAAAACAGAUCUAAAUGUAUUGAAUAGGAUAUCAAAUAUUAUCGAUCAACUAACAAAUGAUGUUUUUGAAUUUAGUAGUAUCAGUAUUUAUGAAAAACACAACUUGUUAUUUUUAUUUCAAAUAGCGUGUACGUUAGAUAAAGAUGCAGGAUAUUUAUUUAAUUCAGAAUUAAUAUUCUUCAUCAAAGGAAAUAUUAUAAACUCUGAAAAUAUCACCAUAGAAAAUCCAACAACAUGGUUAUCAAAUAAAUGUUGGCAAAAUGUUGUUAAUUUAAGCACGAACUUUGAAAAUUUCUCAAAUCUGAUUGAACAUAUUUGUAAUAACAUCGACAAAUGGAAAGAGUGGUUUCAUUCAGAAUAUCCAGAAUCUAAAAAUACUAUACCUAUCAAAAUUAACAAAUAUUUUGAUGUGUUAAUGCUGAUAAGAUGUUUUCGAACUGAUCGAGUGUAUCAAUGCGUUGAAAAUUACGUUUAUCAAAUAAUUGAAAUAAAUAACGAGAGUUGUAUCAAUAAAAAAAAUACAAAUCUCGAAUAUAUACAUAAAAAAUUUUCAAAUUUAACUCCAUGUGUUUUGAUAUUGAAUAAUGGAUCAGAUCCGGGCAAAGAUCUGACUAAGCUUGCAGAAAAAAAUGAUAUAACUGGUCCAACGUUCAAAGUUCUUUCAUUAGGAACUUUCAAUGACAAUGUUAUUUAUUUAGCUUUAAAAUCAGCAAUGUAUCGUGGAAAUUGGUUGAUUGUUCAAAACUGUAAUUUUUCUAUUCGUUUUAUGUACGAUAUUGAAUGUAUAUUAGAACAAGCAAAUGAAAGUUGGCAUCCAAACUUCAGAUUAUGGCUUAUAUUUAAUGGAUAUUCAUCACUGAGUGAUUCAUUUCCAAUAUCACUUUUACUCAGAUCAUUAAAAGUUAUUAUUGAACCUUUAAAUCAUAUGAAGAUGUGUAUGCAGAAUGCUUUAGAUAAAUACAAUUUUGACGACCAAGAAGAUAAAAAUCCUCAUCCUGCUUUCAAAUCUUUGCUAUACGCUUUACUAUUUUUCCAUGGAAUAUUAUUAGAACGUAAAAAGUAUAAUCAAUUUGGAUGGAGUUUAUCAUAUAAUUUUGAAUAUUCUGAAUAUGAUAUGUGUCAACAAAUAAUUGCUAUAUUUUUGAGAAAAAGUAAACCCGAUGAAAUACCUUGGACUUCAUUAAAGUAUCUAAUCGGUGAAAUCAUAUAUGGAGGAAAAGUGAUCGAUAGCUAUGAUCGCAGAAUUCUCUUGACAUACGUUGAUGAGUAUUUUGGUGAUUUUAUAUACAGUUCUUACCAACCAUUCAGCUUUUACAAUUGCAACGAUGGUUAUAAGGCGGUGAAAUACAUAGAAGCGGAAAGAAAAUUAUUAGAAAGUAAUAAACACAAUUUGAUAGGAGCAGUUAAUGAAUUGCCAAUGUCUAUUAACCCAAUAGUUUGUGGAUUAAAUCCAAAUGUUUUGUUUGGAUACCACAAUAAUUUGGUUGAACUUUUAUGGGCGGAUAUGAUUAAGUUGUAUCCAAAUGUUGACGCAGUUGAUGAUAAAAAUACUGAUUGGGAUAAAGUUGUACAAAAUACUACUGAAGACAUUUUAAAAUCAUUGCCUGAACUUUAUAAUGUAAAUAAGGUGAAAAUGUUUUACGGAGAUAAAUGUUCUGCACCUAAUAUUAUAGUUUUACUUAACGAACUCGAGAAAAUGAAUGCGUUAUUAAGCGUAAUAAGAAACACACUAUCACAACUCUCAAAGGUUUUUCUGGGGAAAGUGGAAAUGAAUUCUAUGUUAGAAGAAGUUUCAACGUGUUUAUACGCCGGUCGCGUCCCGGGUUGCUGGAGCAAACUAUCACCACAGACAGUUAAAUCAUUGCCGAGUUAUAUGGAACACCUUACGAAACGUACACUUCAAUAUUCGAAUUGGAGCCAAAUCAGAGAACCUUUAGUCAUGUGGCUAUCAGGGUUACACUCGCCGAAGUCGUAUCUUACAUCUUUGAUACAAUUGGCAUGUAGAAAAUAUGGUUGGUCAAUUGAACACAGUAUGUUUUAUACAUCUGUAACUCAAUGGACUUGUGAAAGUGAAGUUCAACGAGAACCAGACGCCGGAUGUUACAUCACCGGAUUAUAUUUAGAAGGCGCACGUUGGGAUAUGGAUAAACAAUGCUUGACAGAAUGUACAUUUCAUAAUACACUUGAAAAUUUGCCAAUUUUAGCUAUUAAUCCUAUUGAAACUCGCCUGCUAAAAUUACCCAAGAGUUCAAUUACCAUACCAGUAUACGUGACUUCGAAACGAGGAAAUUUUAUGAAUGAUAAUUGUGUAUUUCAAGCCAAUUUAAAUACAUUAGUGCACAAGAGCUUUUGGAUUUUACGAGGAGUUUGUGUUGUUAUGAAUACUGAUUAAUUAGCUAUUAAUUUAUUUACUUUAAUUAUUUACCAAUAAUGUGAACUUUAAAUUAUUUUUAUUU
Molecule: messenger RNA, 3522 nt
Organism: Myzus persicae (green peach aphid)
Lineage: Eukaryota; Metazoa; Arthropoda; Insecta; Hemiptera; Aphididae
Product: dynein heavy chain 10, axonemal-like
Exons: 13
Coding region: 273-3458 (1061 amino acids)
Biological process (GO): microtubule-based movement
Cellular component (GO): dynein complex
Molecular function (GO): minus-end-directed microtubule motor activity; dynein intermediate chain binding; dynein light intermediate chain binding
Source: RefSeq, a predicted model, not a curated record